AUGAAGUGCGGGCAGCGGCGGUUCGUGCGAUGGCGCGGACGGGGCGGGCGGCUGGAGGGGCGGGACCACAAUGAAAGUAGUCCAGGGGUUGUUCUGACGGAGCCACUUCAGCCUCUCGACGGCUCCUCCGGCCCUCGGAAGGGAGACCGUGAAAGGUUUCCAGCCUCUGUUCGGGAGCCGCGAUCGCCGAAGAUAACGGAAGGGCUUGAGCGCCAUUCCUCUCGGGAGCGAGGCCGAGAUGUCUCAGGUUUCUUGGACCAUAAACCGUUCAUGAUUUUAAGAUAUUCGAGGAGAAGCUGUGACUCUUCAGAGGUAAAAUCCGUGAACUGUUUGGUGGAAAUGGAGGCGGUACAGAUAGAACAAGCAUUGGUUGAUUCUUGGGAACCUCCUUCCUUCUCAAGGAUUACCCGAGUGCUGCAAAUCAUUGCCAGGAGUGGAGGAUGGACCAAACACUGGCAUGAAAUAUUGAUGCAAGGAAGCACCGUUGAAGCCGUUGUUUCCCGUUCAAACUUAGGGGGAGGUCUGAGAGGGGGCUGUUAUUAUCUUGACCGAGAACUUGCCAUUACUGUUUACAGCGGAAGUACAGACUGGUCUUUGGUCCAGAGAAAGCUCUCUAUCUUCCACACACGCUCUCCUGAUAACAAACUCCAUGGUGUGGCGACGAAGCAAGGCAUGCAGGAGACGGAAAAAGAGCUUCUAGACAGGAUGCCGCAUGCUCCAGCAAGUGCCCUGAAAGCCAUGCUGUUUAAACUGUGGGCGGAAAGGGUUGGCAGAGAAGACCUAAAGUUCCAUGAUCGACUUGAUAAUCGGAUGUCCUUCAGGCUUUGCUCAAGGCACUUCGAGGAGCGAAUGUACAUGAGUCCUAACAAGAACUCGAGGCUGAUUUGGUGUGCUGAACCAACACUUGUUUCAGAGAUGAACAAGGAGCCAACAGCAGUCACAUCAAAGAAUGAUAAAAGUGUAAAUACUGACAACCAAUCUGCAAAGGGUUUGCAGAGACAAGAAAGCAGCAUAGAUUUAUCAGCACAAGAUUCUUCAACUUCAACUGUGCUAAACCAGCGACUUCCCAGUGCUAAGAGCAGGAAGAGUAUUGACUGGUCUCUGAUUCUAGAUAAUGAUAUUAUUGUUAAAGAAGAAAUAAUGACUGAUCAGGAUGACCCUGAAGAAGGUUCAAGUGAUCCAAACACUUUAGAGCUGAAGAAGAAUUUGAAACAGGAAACAAAAGAAGGAAUCAGAAUGCAAGUCGAAAUUGAUAGACUGGCUGCUGAACAUGGUAGUGGUGAAGUCAAGAGACAAACAGAUCCCUGUUUGCAGACAAAGAAAAAGAAUGGUAAGCGAAAGAGGAAGGAGGAAGCUAGCGCACAAAAUCGAUCGGAAUUUUCUGGAGGAGCAAGUGAUUGUGAUGACUACAGUCUGUUUAUGAGUCCUGCUGGAACUUCCUCUUCAUGCGAAUCGGCUGAUGAAGAGGAUAGAGUCAUCAAAGAGAUUAAGACACAAGAAAGAACCAAUAUCCUUGUAAGAAAGACUUCAUCCUUAAAAGCUGAAUCAAAUGUUGCUUCUUCAGCAUCCUUUGCCUCCACUUUUGUUCCUACAUCAUGCCCUGAGCAGCAGGACACAAGUACAGUGUUUCGAACAAAAGCAUAUUCUGAUAACAAUCUUACUGCUCCUAGUAUAUUGAUUAAUUUGCCACAGAUCAAGAAAGAGGUAAAAACAAGCCAAAUGUCAGCAGAAAUUUCUGGUGUUAAUGAGCAACCUGAAGGUCCAUUUAGAAUACAGAUAGACAGUCAAAUGCAAGAAGGAGCAUCUUUAGAAGAAACAGGUGUGGUUAAACUUCAGGAUUCAUUACCUGUGCUGUCCAAAGUAAAGAAGGAACCAGUGAGUAUGACAGACAUCAUAAAUACUGAGAAUGAUUUGGGUGAGGAGCCUAGAGCUUCAGUCAGCUUCACCACUUCAGAGCAGUCAGAAGCAACCAAGUCAAAGGUAUCCAAAGAUUCUCAGUCAGAAAGAAUCCCCCCAGCAUCACUCAAUUCACAGCCUUCUAAUAGGGAAUCACCCAUAAACCCAUCAUUUAGCUCAUCUUCUCUGACAGAAGUAACUUACUCAGAACAAUCUAAUGAUAUCAAAUUGCCUUGUAAAGUUCCUAGUAGGGUAUACUCAAAGACCUGUGUCACAAGAGCAAGUACAAUAACUGAAGCCAAGCAAGAGAGUAAAUCAUCUGCCGUAGAAUCUGCUUCGAGGCUAAAUUGCUCAUCAUUCAGUGAUAAAAGCAACACCGAGGUGAAUCAAAUGAUGAUUUUAAGUGAAGAAGAUAAUCUCAUGGAAACAGAGGAACAAGAGACUUCAGGUUGCAGCAAGGAUUGCAAGUGUAAUGACUGUGACUCCAAACAAAAAAUAUUACUCAAUAGACCAGGCAGUACUGUUCGGAGGACGUAUUCAGGACCAAUCCGUAGACAGGUGGUCAGGACCAAAGAUGGUGGCAAAAGAACUUUUAUGAUCUUGAAUAAAAAUUCACUGAAGACUCUCCAGGCAAAAGGGGUUAUCCAACAGUUGAAGCAAAAUACAGUAGCCAGUAAGUCACAAAAUACCAGCAAACAGGUAUCUGCCAAAACAUUAUUACCAUCUAUGCAAGAAGACAUCGAGAAGAUACAGUAUAAAGCAGUCAUACCAAGCCUAAUUUCAGCCACUGACUUGGACAGUCGAGCAGUAGCCAAGAAGACUAAGGAAUUAGAUCACUCGAGCAGUCUUGCAACUAUUGACUUACCAGCUCCCCCAGCCUCAGAUGGGCCAGAAGCAGGGGAAACUCCAGUUGUUGUCACUUGGUCUACUACUAAUGUAACAGAUACUCCCUCUAUCACCUUCACAAUUCAAUUACCAGCCAAAGUCAAUGAAGGUUUGUCUCCCCAAAAGUCUGCCUUGGGCUCAGGUCUCCGGCAGAUUGUUACACCUCCAGUUUUCAUCCAGACUUCAUCGACAAAUCAAACCAUGACAUCUGGCAGUAUGAACCACCAGCUUUCAUUGACAAAUCAACUAAAACACGUGUCACAUACAUAUGGAAAGAAAAGUACCAUGGCAAGCAUGACACCAAGUGCAGCUGGCUUAACAUACACUUCUGUAGCGACAUCGAACCCGAGUGUCUCUUUCUCACAGUUAACUCCGACUUGCACCUCGACUCUAAAGCCUGAAUCAAAGUGGAAUGCCAGCCAACCACCCCUAGAGGACAUGGAAGCUUCCUGUGAUUCCCCCCCACCAGGACCAUCAAGCCCUGUGGAAUUCUCAGAGGAAGGAUCUGCCCAAUCCAAGGGGGAUGCAGUAGGACUCUCUGAGGAAGUAUUGAGUGGGCCUUGUAAGAUCAGAAAGGGACUAAAGAUUUUUAAGUAUAAUGUAAAAGGAAAUGAAAGUGCUCAGACCUCCAUGAAGAAUGUCCGAUGGAUUGCUUUACCCACCAUGCCUGUUAGUACUAGUGCCUCUGGUAAAUCGCCCAUGCCUGCCAACGUCCGGAAGCAAAAUAUUUCUCCUGUCCAUGCCAAUUCAGUCAGCCUACAAGUGCCUACGCAUUCUACUCCAGUAAUUCCCGUCGCAAAAGAUACCUUUAAAGAUUCUUCCAAGAGUUACGAAACAACGAAAAAGGGCCUGAAGGAAAGGUACAAGCGGCUACUCAAUAAGCAUCGGCAGAGGUACUACCUUCUGCUCAAGAUACAGAAUUUAGAAAGAAACCAUGUGGUUGAGGACGCGGGUAGUAGGGAGCAGGUGGUGAGAGACGCUCGCAAGUACCUGUCUGAUGAACACCUUCUCUUCAUGGAAAGCCAGAUGUUCUUAAGAAACAGAACGGGGAAGGGAAACCGGUUUUCGAAGAAGUUCAUAAGGCUCAUGAUAAAACUGUACGAGAGAAGCGCAGCGGGAUAUCGAUAUUUGAGGAGCAUCUUCACCAUCCCCUCCGUCAAGGCGGGAUNUGCUAUUCACUCAUGUGUAAAACAGUGUUCUGAAUUAACUGGAACAGCAAGAACAUUUGUCCAGAACAGAACAGUGUGA
Molecule: messenger RNA, 4029 nt
Organism: Penaeus vannamei (Pacific white shrimp)
Lineage: Eukaryota; Metazoa; Arthropoda; Malacostraca; Decapoda; Penaeidae
Source: RefSeq, a predicted model, not a curated record